Messenger RNA from Castor canadensis (American beaver), 2553 nucleotides. It is a transcript of the gene Cdip1, whose product is annotated as cell death inducing p53 target 1. NCBI's taxonomy places the organism in Eukaryota, Metazoa, Chordata, Mammalia, Rodentia, Castoridae. Gene Ontology annotation, biological process: intrinsic apoptotic signaling pathway in response to DNA damage by p53 class mediator. Gene Ontology annotation, cellular component: cytoplasmic side of lysosomal membrane; cytoplasmic side of late endosome membrane; nucleus. Gene Ontology annotation, molecular function: zinc ion binding. The record is from RefSeq and is a predicted model, not a curated record.
GCCGCGCACUUCGCUGCAACGCCCGGGCGUCUGGACCCUCCUGUAGAGCCUACCCGCUUCCUCUGACAGAGCGCGACAGCCAGCUGCUGUGCUGCUGCCUUUACUCCGCUGAGGGGCUGCGGGGACGGUCCAGGAGCAGCAGCGAAGAUGUCUAACGAGCCACCCCCUCCUUACCCAGGGGGCCCCACAGCCCCGCUUCUGGAGAAGAGUGGAGCCCCAUCUACUCCAGGCCGCACCUCCCCAGCUGUGAUGCAGCCCCCGCUGGGCAUGCCGCUGCCCCCUGCAGAUAUUGGUCCCCCACCCUAUGAGCCACCAGGUCACCCAGUAUCCCAGCCUGGCUUCAUCCCCCCCCACGUGAGUUCGGAUGGCACCUACAUGCCUCCAGGUUUCUACCCGCCUCCAGGCCCUCACCCACCCAUGGGCUACUAUCCACCAGGACCCUACCCACCAGGGCCCUACCCUGGCCCUGGGGGCCACACAGCCACAGUCUUGGUCCCUUCAGGGGCUGCCACCACUGUGACAGUGCUACAGGGAGAGAUCUUUGAAGGCGCGCCCGUGCAGACGGUGUGUCCCCACUGCCAGCAGGCCAUCACCACCAAGAUCUCCUAUGAGAUCGGCCUGAUGAACUUUGUACUGGGUUUCUUCUGCUGCUUCAUGGGAUGUGAUCUGGGCUGCUGCUUGAUCCCCUGCCUCAUCAAUGACUUCAAGGAUGUGACACACACGUGCCCCAGCUGCAAAGCCUACAUCUACACAUACAAGCGCUUGUGCUAACGGAGCCAAACUUGGACUUCCCUACCUGUCAGUCUGGUCCCCUGUGCUCUUUGCUUCCUAUACUCAGUGGUUGCCUCCUCCCCUCCCCACCCCCGGGUUGGAAGCUGUGCCACCAUCCCCUGGAAGUCCUGUUCUCACCUUGCCCUACCCUGAGCAUCUGACUCUUCCAGCAAAAAUUCUGUUGGAUUAAGGCCAAGGGCCAGUGGGUGGCAGGGAGGUGGCACUGAGUUUGUGUGUUGUUGGUUUGCUUGGCAUUUGUGUUCCAGAAGAUAAGCUGGGAAGACCUCCUAUUGGGGUCCUCCUUCCUCCAUUUCCGUCCAAGAUCCAGGAUUCAUCCUGAGUUCCUGGGACCAAAGGCAGCCAGAGCAGUAGCAGGUCCCAGGCUGGGGGCCUGCAGUGGGGGCUAUGCCUGAAGCCAGUUGUUUUUGACCUGGUGGGCCAAGAGUAGGGCACUGUCUAGAGUCCGGUGGACUCAAGCAGGACAGGGUCAUAGGCCUGGGUUUGUUGUGGGUGUUGUCCCUCUGGGGAGCCAGAGGUAGGGUGUGAUGAAAGUAACGACUGCCGACCCUGGCCCUCAGAACUCUCAGGUAUGGAAACCCAGGACCUCUAACCCCUUGUCCCAAGUGCCCAAGAGUUGUCUGGUGUAAGGAUACCAGGCGAGUCAUAGCCCUGGUAGCCAAGAGGGACUUGGACAUGCCCUCAGCUUCCACUGAGUUGGUAUGCAGACACCCUUUCUGGCCACACCUCUGUGAAGCCCUGUAUUUUCUGGGCAGAAGGAAUACCCAUUAGCCUAGCGUGUCCCAUCUGCCCUGUGUCCUGGCUGUGUGUGGAUGUGAUCUCUGCCUGGUGACUGCUGUGUCCCAGUUGGGACAGAUGGCAGAUAGGAGGGGCUUCCUUGUAGGUUCAUUGGGAUCUGCAGUGCUCUCCCUUGGUUCUCUUCCCAAAAAGCACUGGGCUGGGGACCAGGAAGGAACAGCCAUAAGUAGUGGGGUGCCCUAGAGGACACCAGCCCUACCAGGUAUAAGCCCAGACCUGUCUUUAUUUCCUGAAUGGUUGGUUUGUGAACUUGCCCAUAUGGACACUAUCCUGCUGCUGUCCCUCUCCUGGUCUCGCACUGCCACUGCAUGGCCUCUUGUCACUGUGAAUUGUGGCCUGGUUUGAGUUUGUAGUUUCUCAUUAAAUUGGCCCUUUCACUUCCCUGGCCUGGGCCUCUGCUCUCUUGCCUGGCUUCCUUCUUUUCUUAGGGAGAGGGUGGGGCUACAGGUAGUCACCUUCAGGCAGGGGGUGCUGAGCCCAACUACCUGGGACAACACAGAUACUUAAGGACCUAAUUAUGCCAAACCAGAGUUAGAUGUAGACCAGCCCUGCAGGAAUCGAGCUGUGACUGGGCCAGGACAGCAGCUGGCUUCAGCACUGGCUAUAAAGUUCCCUUACUUUUCCUGAUACUGGUUCUAGCCAGUAGCAGUACGUUUGUGUCUGCUCCCCUGAACCUGCAAACUGAAGCCCCCUUCCCUCACCAGCUUGGGCUUGAUGUCCUUCUAAUCCUGUAGGUGCUGUUCUUAGUCUUUUAGCAAGACAGCCAUUAAGAUGAGGUUUAUGGUCUGAAGGUUAACAGUCUGGGUGCAGUCUGGCACCCAUUCUGAACUAGUUCUGGCCUUGUCCCACUAACUUUUCUGAACUGAAUGCGGUAGACUCAAUCUCUAGUUUAAAGAGUUUCCUCACCUUUUAAACUGUUUUUGAAUAAAACUUUUACAGGUAAUAUAGUCCUAUUAAUAAAAGAUA